UUUGAGCUUCUGCACAAGAGCAAAGGCAGACACCAGCAUGGUAAAGUUUCUGCUGCUGGCUUUGGCAUUUGGUCUGGCCCAUGCUCAUGCUGAGAUUGAAGGAAAGUGGGUUACUACUGCAAUCGCUGCAGACAAUGCUGACAUAAUAGAAGAAGGAAGACCUAUGAGACUCUUUGUUCGUGAACUUGCUUGUACUGAGGCAUGUAAUAGAUUGGAAUUCACAUUUUAUAUCAAGGUGAAUGGACAAUGUACAACGACCAAAGUCAUUGCAAAUAGGCAAGCAGAUGGCCAGUACAGAGCCCAGUUUGAAGGUGACAAUAUAAUUGCACCUGUGUAUGUGACACCAGAAAUCAUAAUCUUUCUUGUUCAGAAUGUGGAUAGAACUGGCCGGACAACAAACCUGAUUUAUGUUCUUGGAAAAGGACAAUCUUUGACUUCUGUACAAUAUGAAAAACUUGAGGAAUUUGCCAAGGUCCAGAACAUUCCAAGAAAAAACAUUCAAGAUAUUCUGGCUACAGAUAUUUGUCCUAAAUAAUGACUUUCUCUAGAUAACAACAGGAUGAGAAUUAUACAUCAUGUCCUCUUGACCAUGGGAUCAGUAUCACAUUCAAAUCACCAUUUUUAAAUGAAUUUUCCCCUUUCUUGUAAAGUCUGGGUACCACAUUCCAAAUUCCUGACUUGCCUUUCCUUUUCCUUCCUAUUACCUAUGAGCUAUACUUACUUUUUGAAUGAUUAAAUAAAAUGUAUCAAGAAG
Messenger RNA from Chionomys nivalis (European snow vole), 754 nucleotides. Its product is annotated as odorant-binding protein-like. The transcript has 7 exons. Gene Ontology annotation, molecular function: small molecule binding; odorant binding. The record is from RefSeq and is a predicted model, not a curated record. Lineage: Eukaryota; Metazoa; Chordata; Mammalia; Rodentia; Cricetidae. The coding region runs from base 38 to 535 and encodes 165 amino acids.